AUGUCACAAGUACAAAGAAAAAAGCAAUCCAACCAACCUUCACUGGUUUUGAAGGCCUCGGAGAAUGCUGUCUUGUUCCAAUUGACUGGUCCCAAAUGUGUUGCGCUGGCAUCAGCAGUGGUGCAAGUCUACCUGGCCGAUCCGCCGUUCACAAAAUGGAACAAGAGGUAUGUCGGAGUGGCAACAUUCAUCAAGGAUAAUGGCAAGAGGUCUUACUACAUCAGGGUCUACGAUAUUGACUCUCGGUACUUGAUAUGGGAGCAGGAGCUGUACAAUCAGUUUGAAUACAAAGUCCUCAGGUCAUUCUUCCACUCAUUUGAUACUGACGACUGUCCAGCUGGUUUGAAUUUCUGCAACGAUGAGGAGGCCCGACUCUUCAGUUCUGCUGUCAUCGAUCACUUGAACAAGAAAGAGAAGAGAAGAUCUGAGAGGAACUCAUCAAUGCUCCUCAACUCACAGACCUCCCUUCAGCACAGUUUGAGUAUUUCAUCCAAGCCAACUUCAAUGCAGCUCAAUCAGCCUAUGACAUCUUUGAGUAAUUCAUUCAAUGACUCAAUGAAAUCGAAGAAAUUGGAUACUAAAAAGAAGGAUAAGAAGAAGCAGAAACUUGAGAAGAAAGACAUUGGAACUCCAAGUGACUUCAGACACGUGAAUCACGUUGGCUGGGACCCUGAUAAAGGGUUUGAUAUGAACAACCUGGACCCAGCCAUGAAGUCACUUUUUGACCAGGUAUUACUGGACGAAACUCAGCUGAAAGAUAAGGAAACAGCACAGUUUGUCUACAAGUUCUUGGAGGAUCGUGGUGGUGUAGAAGCAAUAAAAAAGGAGAGACCCAGGCCCCUGCCUCCUCCUGUCAUCAGCCAACCCAUGCCACCACCAUCAGCUGGUCGGACGGGAGGCUCUAGAUCAGCGGCGCCACCACCGCCUCCACCGCCGAUUUCAAAGCCAGGUCCUCCUCCUCCUCCACCGCCAGUUCGUCUUGCUUCAGGUCCACCACAACCAAGCCCCCCGCCACCCCCUCCAACACCAUCCAGACAAGGUCCACCACCUGUUCCGCCAUCUCAUUUUCCUCCACCAGUGAGUGGAGGCAACAUUCCUGGUGGAGUUCCUCCUCCCCCUCCUCCACCACCUCCACCUCCUGGACCCCCACCACCUCCAUCAUCUCAUAACGCAGGUUCUGGAAGGGCGGGCUUGUUGGAUAAGAUACAGGAAGGUGUCUCAUUGAACCACGUGGAAUCGAAUGCUUCGAGUGAAUCUGAAGGUGGAAGAAAUGCUUUGUUGGCCCACAUAAGAGAAGGCGUUUCACUAAAAUCGGUGACAGUAAAUGAACAGGCCAAACCUGACGUUGAAUCGGAUGAAGGGAUUGCUGGAGCACUUGCCAAAGCCUUGCGAAUGCGUGCCAAGGCUCUGGGCGCAGCUAAUUUCGUAAAUAUUCAACAAAAGUGA
This is a messenger RNA of Helobdella robusta, 1446 nucleotides long. RefSeq lists its product as hypothetical. NCBI's taxonomy places the organism in Eukaryota, Metazoa, Annelida, Clitellata, Rhynchobdellida, Glossiphoniidae. Gene Ontology annotation, molecular function: actin binding. The transcript is spliced from 11 exons. The record is from RefSeq and is a predicted model, not a curated record. Bases 1 to 1446 code for a protein of 481 amino acids. Gene Ontology annotation, biological process: actin filament organization.